This is a messenger RNA of Armigeres subalbatus, 6608 nucleotides long. RefSeq names its product beta-1,4-glucuronyltransferase 1. The record is from RefSeq and is a predicted model, not a curated record. Bases 2178 to 3953 code for a protein of 591 amino acids. The transcript is spliced from 12 exons. Lineage: Eukaryota; Metazoa; Arthropoda; Insecta; Diptera; Culicidae.
UUUCGUGGUCGUCCGGGCGGUUAGGUUGUUGGAAGUUCUGCUAUUCGGAGUCGUGCUGCCGAACGCGAUGCGGGCACGGUAGUGAGGAACCAUCGCCAACGAAAAUACAAAGAGUGAAAAAGACAUUUUUGGGGCAUUCCGCCGAUGUAUUAUUUGAUGGGAAGCGAAUUUCUGCGGGGAAGAGAUUUACAGUUUUGACAUUAGCGCAUCUCGCAGGCAGUGCAUAGCUUCUUAGAAGCUGCCCGAACACUUUAUGCAAGUAAACGAUAUUACGCGAUAGAGCAGCGAGUAAAAAUAAUCACGAUAUCUGGCUUUUUUAGUGAAUGAGUGUUGCGGAUUGUGUGCAUGACAUUAACGACGCCUUUUCUCUUUGAUAAGGCUGAACGGCUGUGAAUGGCAAAUGUUGUAACGUGCGUGACUACAGAUAAGAGGCAAUUCAAGUGAAAGAAGCUGAUGCUGAAAUACUAUCGCUGACAGUGGGAGGUCAUUUCGAAUGACAAAUUCAGCACAUUCAAUUGAUAAUCGGAUUGCCGCCGACUACCGCAGCUAGCCCUUUUAGGCAAGAGAGUUCAAGUCAGUAGACAUUUUGCAAGCCUGGAAGUGCUGUUGACAUAACUUUGAAAUAUUUUUUCGAUGAUUGGUCAAUAUCAAAUAACAAGUUUUCAAGAGAAACGGGAAGGCGGGUGGUGAGUGUAGGUGACACCAUCAGGUUGACAGUGGCGACCGAGAAGCGUUGUGGAAAGAAACAACAUUGUAGGAAGUGGUGAGUUGUAAAUGUGUGUAUUGUGCCUGGAGAGUGGUGAUAGUUGAGCUCUCCCUCGACGAUAGUUGCACAACGUGAGCUGGAAUCGGACUCUCGCUCGCUAGCAAGGCGAUAGCGUAGCGGUAGGCUGCGAAAGCGAUUUUCGAGUGUAAACAACAAACUCUUGCUUUAUAUUGUCCAAGAUCUGACGAAGUGGAAAAAAAUAUCGGAUCUCCCACACAUAAAGCACCGAAAGUCUGCGGAGUCCAGCAAGUAUUUCCAUGCUGAGAUAUGUGCAGCAGGUUCCUACAUAUGUGGUGCGGCGACGGCAGUGAAAAGUGACGUUUUCGGAAUCGCUUCCAUGCUUGUACCGACAUACUCUUGGUAUCGCGGUGGUGAGGAAAAUUUUUGUUUACCAAUCUUUUGGAAAGUGUAAUUUUCCGCGGUCUUAAUUAACGAGAGCAGAAGAAGUGGUACCGAUGCAGUAAACAACAAAGCGUCUAAGCUGUACUCCAACGGAUGAUUGUCUGCGAAUGACGACGGCCUUUUUUUAAGUGGUGUUCUCUAUUUACUGAUAGUGUGCGGAGUGGAUUGAGGGAAGAAAACGUCAGACAUCCGGAGAUUUUAUCAAGCGAUUGUUUCACUUCGGUAUGUCAGCCUCCAACUGGAAGCCUAUAAUCACGUAAACGAUUAUUCAGCUGAACGGUUCAAAAUUCUAAAAGAGCCGCGAUCUUUACCACAACUGCCUGCCCGUGCUCUACAACUAGACUGACGGGUGUUAUCAACAUCUUCAUCAACAUAAUUGUCAUCGGUAUCAUCGCCAGCGGCAACCGGAGCGGCCCGGAGUGCAUUUUACAUUAGCCACCCGGCCGGAAUGACAUCAGUCAUCAUCGCUGCUGGUACUGGCAAUAGCGUGGGACGCGAGCGGAACGGAGCGGAAUAGAUGCCAACGACGCCGGAAAGUAACCGAUGCGCCCUCGAAGGGCCCCCAUUUCGCUCGGAGCUUACCGGUGAGGCUGACGAACUGCUCGUGUGUCGCUGAUUCCAUCACCAACCCAGAACGAUUAGAAAAUAGUGACUCUAUGCCUACCACUGGAGCAGGUCCCCCAGGCAGAAGCAAACGGAGAAGAACCGACCGAAAUGACGUAAACUUGAGCGGCGCUCGACUGGAUCGGUGGAACUGAUUGGACCAAAAACAUUAUCAACAAUAACAAUACCCACGAUACCCAGCAGUAACUUUUUGCUGCUGUCCCCCUUUUGACGAUCUGCUCUUAGCCACGCACAGCCUCCCCCUCCCCUCAUUCGACUGAGUCACAUACCUUCAAAACAGGAACGUACGGAUUCUAAAGCACAACGCACAAGCGAACACCAGCACUGAAGCAAAUACGAAACGAAACAACCCGAAGACGACGAACCCCAAAACUAAAGCCCAUUUAUGAAACAGCUCAAGGACCAGAAGAUCAAAUUUAUCAGAAUGCUGACCCGGAGGAACUGGCUGCUGCGGUGCAGCAUCCUGAUCAAUGUGGCGGUGCUGCUGUAUCUGUGCAGCCAUGUGCUGAUCGGCGGGGGCAACUUUGCCCUUGGGCCGGCCUACAUCAUCUCGGACGAGUCGAUGCUGAAACCCCCCGCCCAGUACCGGACCCACAUACCGGCCCAUCUGGCCCAGCAACUGCGGCAGGAGGAACGGGAAGCGCUGAUGAUGCAGCAGCAGCAGCAAACGCAGGCCGAGCAGCAGCAGCAGCCGCACAGUAGUGUAGUAUUAAAAAUUCAGGAAAAUGGGAUCAGCGUCCAGGAGGUACCCCAGCAACAGCAGCAGACGGCAAAUCAGAACCAGCAACAGGACCAGCUGCUGUUGGAAGCGGCCGGACGCGAUGUAGAUAACAAUAAUAAUAACGUAAAUGUAGAUGAUAGUCGAUUCGAUGUGCCAACAGAAACAAGCCAGGGUAGCAACGGUGGCCCGGGUAACAACAGAGCUGCCGGUGCCGAAGUCUUGUACCAGGACGGUGGUGCCCCAAACGGCGCUGGAGCUGGUCUCCUCAAUGCUAGUGAUAUUUUCUCGACCACGGCGUCGAUUGAUCUCGACAUGAAGCUAAGGUCACUGCUUAACUGUCACGAUCGUGACUACGAACCGUACAUCGGCCAGCGGGGUGACUUCUGGGUAAUGAAGAACUACAUCCGCGCCGAGCACGGCGAGCUGCGUUGCCAUGAAACCAUCACGUAUACCACACACGCGGACUAUACGUUCCUCGAUAAUCUGAUACCACUGCUGGAGAGGUGGAACGCACCGGUCAGCUUAGCGAUGCACGCCCCGGGUACGGACUUUGUGCCCACCGUUAAUGCCGUCAAAUAUCUCCGAGACUGCCUACCAGAGAGUCAUUUAGUUCGUCAGUUUGUCACGUUUCAUAUUUAUUUUAGUAGUAAACAUAUUCCUAAAAACGUUCCUAAGUACGAAAAAGUAUUAGAGCCUCCUUUCAACUGUUCGCUGCCGGCGCCGUACUUCAACGUAUCGAGCUCGCAGCUCUACAAGACGCAGAAGAAGCUGCUCUACCCGGUCAACGUGGGCCGGAAUAUCGCCCGCGACGCGGCGAUGACCCACUUCAUACUAGCUAGUGAUAUCGAAUUGUACCCGAAUCCGGGCCUAGUGCAUAAGUUCUUAGAGAUGAUAGUUAGGAACGAGCCGGUGCUGCAGCGGAAGAAUCCCAGGGUAUUCCCACUGUCGAUAUUCGAAGUGGACAGCAGUUCGCCGGUGCCUCGUGACAAAACCGAACUACAGGAGCUGUUACGAACGGGCAAGGCGAUUCCGUUCCACAAGCGAGUCUGCUCCAGCUGCCAUGGAGUUCCCAAAUCCAAGGAGUGGAUCGCUGCCAACGAAACGGAUGAUUUGGGUGUCUUCCACAUAGGCAAACGUGUGGGUUAUUUUGUCCAUUGGGAGCCUAUCUACAUUGGAACACAUGCCGAUCCGCACUACGACGAGCGAUUAAGUUGGGAAGGCAAAAGUGAUAAAAUGACGCAGGGGUACUCCCUUUGCGUGUUAGACUAUGAUUUCCACAUAUUGGAUAAUGCGUUCCUAGUGCACAAGCCGGGCAUCAAGGUGCUAAAGAAGGACCCGAAGCGGGCAAUGCUCGCGGCGAAAACCAACCAGCUCAUCAAGAAGAUAAUCUACCCGGAGCUGCAGGUCAUGUACGGUACCCGGAAAGGCUGUGCUGUAUAGUUGAAGGGGAAACAAAUGUCCCAAUAGUAUAAGGAUAGUUCCGGUAUUGGUGGAGGAGGCGGUGGCGAGAUUAGCUGGAGCCGGAACAGCAAAGAGCUCGCCCCGCCAAGUAACGGUUAUAGCGGUGGUGGUGGUUUCAGUCUGGACGGGACGUCUGUCGCUUCGUCCAUGUUGACUUCGUCUAUGGCCACAGCUGGGGCCGGAUUUCUGCUAUCGCUCCAGGAGCGGCCUCACGUCGGAAGUCGACGGAAGAAGGGCAAACGGAAGGGAUUCGUUAGACGGAAGUAACUAGGUAAGGAGCAUGCCGAGACGAGUAUGAGUGCGAUGUGGGUUUGUACAUUUUCGGAAUGAUCGCACAUUGAAGGUGUGUCUGUUUGUGUAUAAUGAAUGCAAUAAUAGGUGUUUUAAGAAGUGACACGAGUGUGAGUUUUAGACGCGUAAGCAGAAAGGUGAUACUGUCUUAUUAUACUCUUAGUUUAAGGACAGAAGGAGUCGUAGUAACGUUUCAAUGUGGUAACUUUUGUACUUUUACUACCAAAACCAAGUCGGAAAUCACGAGACAUUAACCAAAACGAUCAAAACCAGUAGAAAGUUCAAUCACUAGGAACAAAGCAGAUCAUUAUAGAUAACAUGAAAAACGUUGGAUAUUUUUUAAUCACUUUUACACUGAUAGAAAAAAAAUGUCAAUACCAUAUAAUAAACACACAAACACUGUAACCAAAACGCAACAUUCUGUAGACGAAGAUGCUAAAUAGAAGUUACGAAUGCGAAAUAAAACUUUACGCUAUCGAAGCAGUGAAAAGGUAACUAAAUUACACCAGCAAAACACACCCACACACAAAAUCAAACACAUCUGCAGCGUAAUACUACUACACUAUCAGACUUUUUGGCUGUUGUCCGUUAAGAAAGGCCUCUGCAGUAUUGGAAUUCGAUCUUUUUGAAGUAAAAGUCAUAAAGAUGGAGGGGCAAACAAAAACUAGAAUCGCAUUUCACAAAACAAAUGGUUCUAAUCCAAGCAAACGCAUAUUACAGUAGUUGUAUGUGUAAGAAGUUAGAAAUUUGCUUUUCCUACUUUGUUUACCUAUUAGGGGAGAAGAAUGUGGUGGUUAAUUGACUGUCGAAUAUUAGUUUAAAUUAUUACUCCAAAAUUUCUUAUGGCACGUCAAGUGAUGUCAUAAGACGAGUUGUUACUAUCCCAUUACAUUACUCCAAAUGAAUGUAACUGUAUCAUGUCAAGUGCGAGACACCGAAGACGCCCUUACUGCUGUAAAGUUAACAUCAAGUGGUGGAAUUGAAUGGGAUAAUACUAAUUCAUCUUCUAACAAGUUCUAAUACCAAGUUUACUUAGAUCUAACGGUUCGAUUUUGUUUUAAAAUUUAACUUUUUAAAUACAAAGCAAAUUAAUUAAAUAUUUCUUUAAAAAAUCUACACAAGUUCCAUUUCGCAAAACUGUAAGCUUAUUAUCGUUCUUCGACAUAAUGGUCAAUUUUCUACUACGUUUUUUGUACCAAACUAACAUCACACAUCAAAUAGACAACUAUCUUUCUUCCAACCAUUCCAACCGAGUCGUAAAGUUUAAGCAUUAUUUUCCAUGAAAUGAUUUCUUCUCCUUCUCUAAAAGAUGAGUGCCUUAUAUUGUAUUGAAGAAUAUUAAAGAAAGAAUAAAGAGUAAAACGUGUUUAAAAAUAAGGAAGUCAUUGAACCUUGAAUGGCAUACCAGAAAUUUAAAAAAAAAUCUGUUUAAUGUAUACAAUCAAAAUCAUCACAAGAGAGGGAUCGUUUUUUGUGUCGAUAUAGAGUUACAUAACACCACAAUCGAACAUCAUUUAUCAUGCCCUUUUCUCCACGAUCACUGCUUGGAGUAUAGAAUAAUUUUCAAUUGUACAUACUUUCCGUUCUCACUCUUCUUUAGCUUAUUAGAUUAGUUUAAUAAUUGAAACAAGUGCUCAUUUUAAACCGUAGUUACUAAGUAAUCAUUUGUGUAUACCAACUUUUCAUAUUUCGCGCAAUUUCUGUUGAGGGCUUCAGUUACAGGCCCUUGAUCUUAUUCUAGUGCUAAGUACUAUUACACACAGAUGAGAGGGAAAGUCAACUUGUAUCUAAUACAAUCCAAAUCGAAAUUUGUUCAAUUAGGGAGAGUUUCCGUCACUUAUAGCAUUUUUUUUUCUGGCAAAGCAAUGUAACGUGUUUACCGUAGAUCUAGUGUCCGUUAUCGAAAUUUAUAAAGGGAAUAGAGUGAAACGUUUUACCACAACUUCAAUAGAGGCAAACGACAGUGAGAACAUAUUAAAAUUACAUUACCGUAGCGUGAGUUCAAAACAGAACAUUUCAUAUCUUUCAGCGUUAUUGGAACUACGUUAACUAUGGAAAUUAGCAGACCUAGGUCCCACUUAUUUAUUACAAUUUUUCUUAGUAGAAUCUAGUUCUUUUCAGAGCCAUUGGUCGUAAUCACUUUCAUCGAAUACGAAAGAAAUCUCAUCAUACACUAUUAUAAAAACACACAUAAACGAUAGAAAGUCACCAAAAUCAACGCGCGUGCAUUGAUAAGAUGGAAGGAAAUAUCUGUGAGUAACGUGAGAAAACAUUGGAAAACACAAGCGCCCAACUCUUUUUAGUGAGCGAACUCGUGAAAUAAAUGUAUUGAUCAAACAAUAA